UGGCUCACGGACUAGAUGGCAGCAUUAACAACAAUAACUCUAAGGGCACUUGAACACACCACAAGUCAUAUUUCCGACUUCCUCACUAGGGGGAGUGGUAGUUUACGGGCAGCACCUGAACGCAGCACAGCAUUAGCACUCCUCCGGCGGCCGAGAGCAGAGAAGAUGCAGACUAUAAAGUGCGUGGUGGUCGGUGACGGUGCGGUGGGGAAAACUUGCCUCCUCAUCUCCUACACCACCAACAAGUUUCCCUCCGAAUACGUCCCCACGGUGUUCGAUAACUAUGCAGUGACAGUGAUGAUCGGCGGGGAGCCGUACACUCUGGGGCUGUUUGAUACUGCAGGUCAGGAGGACUACGACAGGCUGCGACCCCUCAGCUACCCUCAGACCGACGUCUUCCUCGUCUGUUUCUCUGUCGUAUCGCCCUCCUCCUUUGAGAACGUCAGGGAGAAGUGGGUGCCAGAGAUUUCACACCACUGCCCGCGGACGCCCUUCCUGCUGGUCGGGACUCAGGUGGAUCUGAGAGACGACAGCAACACUCUGGAGAAACUGGCCAAGAACAAACAGCGGGCCCUGACCUGCGAGAGCGGAGAGAAACUGGCCCGCGAGCUCAAGGCCGUCAAAUACGUGGAGUGCUCAGCUCUUACACAGAGAGGACUGAAGAACGUGUUCGACGAGGCCAUCCUGGCGGCUCUGGAGCCUCCAGACAACAAACCCAAGAAGCGCUGCGUCCUGCUAUAGACGCCACAAGAGGAAGAGGAGGUGGAGGUGGAUUGGGGAGAAGGAGGAGGAGAGGGGAGGGGGGGGUGAUGAACCCAGAUGGGAAGAGAGGGCGGGAGUAACCAACGGGGGGAGGGAGAGGGUGUGAAGGUGGAUGAGGUAGACACAUGUUUAAACAGUGCCUUCAGCCGUAGUGACUUAAUGUGGGUGUGGUGUUGGAACAGACGGGCUCUCGACAGGCUUUAUUUUCAUCAGAGAUACAAUGUCGAUAUAAUAUGACUAACACAUGCGAGCAACACUCCUCACUAACCAGGAAAAGGGAGGGUUUUAACUUUAGGAGGAGGCAGGUUGAGCAAUAGAGAGGUUUGAACCUCAGAUGUCUCACAGCUGAAGACGAUGCAACGUUAAUGACAUUAACCACGAGCCACCAAUCUGAUUAAAACAACGGGAAGAGAACAUUCCUGGAGCCAAAACAGAGGCGUUUUAAUGUAAAGAGACAGACGUGAAAACAUGACCCAGUUGGUGAGCAACGUUCCCCGCAGCUCGGUGGUUCAUCGGAGGGUCAACCUCCACACAAGCGACGACUGUAACCUGACUUCAUCCAGAGGAGAUUCAGCUCGCUUGGAUCAGAACAGGCACGUUAGAUUAUUCUUCUGCUUUGCAGCGUAAAAGAAAACAGACACAUAAACACACGCACAUGUAAUAGUUAAUAAAUAGACGAUCGAAGCUGCAAACUCGACAUCUCCAAACCGUUCAUUUGGAACAGACAGAGUUUCACAAGUUUCUCGAGCCGUCUGUCGACAUAAAAAAAACGAUUUUUGACUUUUUUUUAUCGUUGUUUUGUCUUUGCACGUUCUUUUCUCUGCUGUCGCGCUGCCUUUUCUCUCUCCGGACGUCUCACUGUGGACACAUCCUCAACACUCAAACCCUCACCACCUCAUAUUAAGUAUUAAGGGUGUUGCAUUAUCAUAAAUAAAUCAAAACUACUUUCAUUCAGAACAUAAAUCGUGCUGUUUUCUUUUAAUUAAAGCCGUCACAGGAGUAGACAUGCAGGCUAUCAUCUGAGCUGAAGUGGUUUACAGUAAUUAAACCCAGUGAUAAAUUGGCAUUGUGUUGCACCUCUGAGCGCACAAAGGUUUCACCUCAUUAUUUUUUACAAACUUGAGUUUGUGUGUUUAAACUUCCGGCUGCCACAGUAGUUCACUAUAACUGCCUUAAAAUCUUUUCUUUCCUACUCGAGAACUUUGCUGCCUUAUUGCCGAAAGCCAGUCGAAUCCUUAAAAACAUGAUGUAAUGUGUUUUAAGUCCAAAGGUUUUGGGGUGAACUUCAACUUAAAUCUGCUAUUUUACACGUUUUUCACGUUCUGGCUGAGCCAAAAUGUGAAAGUCUUGUUUCCCAGCAGUCCUCUUUCUUACCUUUUAAAAAUGUUAACAUCACACCUGACCUUGCUGACUCUCCAUGUUUAAAAAAACAAACAUAUUUGUGUGGAUUAAACCUUUUUAAAUAUAUAUUAAAUAUGUUAAAUGGGAUCUAAACUUUCAGCAGACGUGGCUACGGAGCAAACAUUUCACACAUGACCUCCUCCACAUCAUGUCGUCCACUCCUGCUCCUGCUUCGUUCUCCUCCUUGGCCUGACUGGAACCUCAAGUGCUCCUCUGUGUGUUAGCACCUCCUGGAGGCCUUAAAGGGGAAACGCCGCUCAGUUUAAAGGUUCAUCUGUGUUGUCACUUUGGCCAACUGCAGACUAAUCUAAAUCAAAUCAUUAAGACUUGAACCUAUGAUGUAGGUAAUGUAGGUGUAUUGAUUCAAACUCACACUCCAGCAAUAAAUAAUAAAUGAAAUGAUCAAAGCUUUGACUUUCCUCUCUUAAUCUUUGCUAAAUAAUAUGAUAACGGUUCACUGACUGGGGAUUUGAGGGCUUGUUUUUUCGAUUUUUAAGUUGGAAUAAUUGAUCAAAUAUCAUUUGUGUAUUAUAAAUUAUAGUUUGUGUCUCUCUAAUAUCUUUGGCCAAAGGGAUAACAACUUAAAUCAUUAAACUGAAGGUUUUCCUCAUUAAAAUGAACUAAAAUUCCACUUUGCUUUUUUGGAGUGUUUUGGAGAUUACAGUUUAUUCUGAUAAUGUAUGGAUAAUAAUUACAAGUAUUAUAUAUAUAUUUUUCUUUGCUCCUUAUUGUUUCCUGGGGAACAUUAUUUUAUCCGUUUUUUUUUUUUGUUUUUUUUUGACACUUGAGUUUUUAUUUCUUUUUUUUUUUUCUUUUUAGAUAUUUGUACUAUUACUUGACGGUUGAGUGCCAACGGUUUAAGAGAUAAUCAGCCCGCUCGGCCUGGUUUGACAAACUAAACAAUCCUCAUGAUAAGCUUGUAAAGACAAAAACAACAUGAUAACAGCUGGAGCAAUAAUUACAGAUGUGGAAAACUGCUCUGUAUCAAAAGAUGAAUGUUGGAACUGGUGGGUGUUUUGGAAAUAAUAAAAACAGUACUUGAAUGUUGUUUCACAA
Messenger RNA from Larimichthys crocea (large yellow croaker), 3219 nucleotides. RefSeq names its product cell division control protein 42 homolog. The record is from RefSeq and is a predicted model, not a curated record. The transcript has 6 exons. Lineage: Eukaryota; Metazoa; Chordata; Actinopteri; Sciaenidae. Gene Ontology annotation, molecular function: GTPase activity; GTP binding. Bases 16 to 741 code for a protein of 241 amino acids. Gene Ontology annotation, biological process: small GTPase-mediated signal transduction.